This is a messenger RNA of Oryza sativa Japonica Group (Japanese rice), 1957 nucleotides long. RefSeq names its product protein SAR DEFICIENT 1. Gene Ontology annotation, molecular function: calmodulin binding; sequence-specific DNA binding; DNA-binding transcription factor activity. Gene Ontology annotation, biological process: regulation of salicylic acid biosynthetic process. The record is from RefSeq and is a predicted model, not a curated record. NCBI's taxonomy places the organism in Eukaryota, Viridiplantae, Streptophyta, Magnoliopsida, Poales, Poaceae. Gene Ontology annotation, cellular component: nucleus.
GCCUAUAUAUACUGCUACCAACAAACCGUUUCUCUCGAGCAUAUUAUAUAGUUAGUGUGCAAUUAUGGCUAAGCUUAAUUAGCUAGCUAGCCAUAUAGUUUGAUUAAUUGUUCAGUUCGGCAGACAGAUGAUCGAUUUUACUUCUUGGUUCUGAAGAUCGAUCGAUGUCGGUGCGAAGGCCACGGGUAGAGGAGGAGGUCGACGACGAUGAUCAGGAUGGGAGCAGCGGUUCGGCCGAGGAACAUCAGCAGCGACGCCAUGGCGCCAGGCGUCUCCGCCCUGUGCUCUCCUUCAGAUCGGUGGUGAGAAGGGCAGUGGCAGCGGAAACAAUUCAACAAAUUGUUCUUAACCUGGAACCGGUCAUUCGUAGGGUGGUGCGUGAGGAAAUUCGGAACAUAUUUCCCCAGUAUGGUCAUGACUUACCACAUAGAUCUCUUCCAUUACAAAUCCAAGAUGUAGGGGUCUCACCUCCAUUGAAGCUUGUCUUCACCAAGCAGCUCAAGCUACCAAUCUUCACCAACAACAAGCUCGUCGACAUCGACAACAAUCCAAUAGAAAUCCAGCUUGUUGACACAAGGACCAACCUCAUUGUAACACCAUCAAACACUCACCUAGGAUAUUCAGCAAUAAAACUGGAAGUACUUGUCCUAGAUGGCGAUUUCCGAUACGAUGAAGACGGCGCUAGGUGGACUGAUGAUCAAUUCAGCACCGCGAUCGUCAAGGCUCGGGAAGGGAGGAGGCCAUUGCUAGUGGGUACAGUCAGUGUGACCAUGAGCAACCAUGGAGUUGCAGUGAUUGAUGAUGUAUCAUUCACUGACAAUUCAAGCUGGAUCAGGAGCAGGAAGUUCAGAAUCGGUGUGCGCGUUGUCAUGCUGACAGACAGUUGCGGAUUGAGGAUCCAAGAGGCAGUGAGUGAGAGCUUCACAGUCAAAGAUCAUCGAGGCGAAUUGUACAAGAAGCAUUUCCCUCCUUUGCUGACGGACAACGUCUGGAGGCUGAGGAACAUAGGCAAAGAUGGGCCAAUCGACAAGAGAUUGGAGGCCGAGGGGAUCAAGAACGUCCAGGACUUCUUGAAGCUUAACACCAUGAAUCCCAACAAGCUUAAAAGUCUUGUUGGCAUGUCAGAUCGGCAGUGGAGCGCGACAUUGAAGCAAGCAAAAUCAUGUGACAUGGGAGGGAAAUGCUAUGUUUUCAAAUCUGAAGGUUGUGAGAUUAAAUUCAACCCCGUAGGAGAGAUCUUAGCAGUGAGAUUCGGCGGUCGGAUGUGCUCUUUGCAUGAACUGCUUCCACACCAAAUGGUCCAAAUCAAGCAAUUGGUCAGCCAAGCAUACCAACAGUGGGAUCAGAUGGAGGAAGUGCAGAAUGAGAUGGCACUUGUUGAUAAAAGCUUAAUUCCAUUUCAUGAUGAAAAGCCCAUGAUUUCUUCAGGCAUGCCAAGCUAUAUCAAUCAAGCAGAGGGAUUGAUGGAGAAUUCAGGAUGGGAGCCAAGUGAGAUGAGCCAGGAAAGCAUGAUCAGCUCUGCAUCUCAGAAUGCCAUGUAUGUUGACAGCUUGGGAACUGCAACAACCUCAACUGCUGAAAUGGUGACCAAUAACAUCAGCACUCUAGAACCUGCAUCAACUGUUCCAGAUUCUGCUUUGUACAGCUGGAAUUCGGGCAUGGCUGCUGAUGAUCACUUCAGCUGGCAGAACAACACAAACCUUGUACCCUGGGAUCAUGCUAAUUGAUCAUUGCUAUCUGGAGUCCGAACAAAUUAAUCCUAAUUGCUAUCGGUUUAGAUAGCUAGUGUUGUUAUGCUUUUACUCAAAUAAUAAAUAUGUUCAUAUUGAGGGAGCUGUUUUUUUUUCUCUAAUCUUAGGUUGUUUGGCUCUUAUCUUUUCUUAACCUUGAUGAGUGCAUUUUGUAGCAAUAUCUACUGGUCAAGUUAGUUAUUAUGAAAAAAAAAUAGAGGGUCACA